Messenger RNA from Dioscorea cayenensis subsp. rotundata (Guinea yam), 1575 nucleotides. RefSeq lists its product as uncharacterized. The transcript has 4 exons. Lineage: Eukaryota; Viridiplantae; Streptophyta; Magnoliopsida; Dioscoreales; Dioscoreaceae. The record is from RefSeq and is a predicted model, not a curated record. The coding region runs from base 220 to 1248 and encodes 342 amino acids.
CAGGAGAACCUAUUUUGGUAUUUUUGGGUCUUUUUUAUUAACUUGCAACGAGGGAAUGCGAUUCGCUUGUUCCCUGGGGUUCUUCGCUGGUAUCAAUUGGUUCGAUCGCGUGGGGGCGUUGUCCAGUAGUCAAUCCUGAGAAGGAGAAGGAGAAGGAGAAGGAGAGGGAUUGGUGUUUGAAGGAGAAGGAGAAGAAGAAAGAGAGGGAUUGGUGUUUGGAUGGGCUCCAUAAGCAUGCUAUCGCCUUCACCUUGUGGCAACCCUUGCCGUCGUCGUCAGCUCGUUAUGAAGCAGAACAAUUGUUGCUUGUUUGGUCAAGCAUCUCUAGGACUGAGAGGGAGGAGAGGAUCACCGCAUCAUCAUCAUCAUCAGCAGCAGCAUCAUCAUCAUACAUCUUCCAUGUGUAGAGCUCUGAACACGCACGACUUUCCUGACUGGUCUGAUAGAAGCAGCCCCCUCCAGAGUGGAGAUCGUGAUGGCGCCAGCCACUCAUUUCACUGUAAUUCAUUCACUCAUCCUCUUGUAAUACUGAUACAUAACAAGGUGAGGAAGGAGAUUGAGAGAUGCUACCAACUGAUUCACAGGUUGGGGCGUGGGGCCGUUUACUUGGGUUCUUCCAGAGUAAACACUGGCCAUCCUCAUUACUUACAAGCACUUGAAUUGGCAAGGGAGAUUGCAAAACUACUGAACUGCACCACAUGGACAGGAGUAGGUCCUGGUCUCAUGGACGCGGCUGUCAAGGGAGCUCUUGAAGCAAAGAAGCCAGUUGGUGGAUUCAAAAUAGCAAAAGAGGCGGGUGAAUGGACAACCUCUAAUUUCCACCCUUACCUUCCUCCUGAAACAUAUCUUACAUGCAGAUUCUUCUCAGCAAGGAAGCAUGGGUUGGUGGAUGCUGCGGUAAGGAAUAAACCAUCAGAUAUGACAGCUGUGGUUGCUUUUCCAGGUGGGAUUGGCACAUUGGAUGAGAUAUUUGAGAUCCUGGCCUUGAUUCAGCUGGAAAGGAUAGGCUCCAACCUACCUGUGCCAUUCCUUCUUUUGAAUUAUGAUUCAUUUUAUUCGAAGCUGCUAGAUUUUUUCGAUGAUUGUGAGAAGUGGGGAACAGUUGCACGAGGAGAGGUUGCAUCAUUGUGGAAGGUGUGUGAUGGAAAUUUGGAGGCGUUGGAGUACUUGGCUGACUUCUAUAGCCUUCCCCAAAGCAAAAGGGACUUCAAUAUUGGAGAUAGCGUGCAACCUGGGAUGGCAUCAUAGUAUUUUGGAUGCAUAGUCUUCAUUCCUUGCAGCCCACCUGCCAACUGAUUGAUUCCCCAGGAAAGAGAAAUCACUCCCCCAAGUUCUUUUUCCCAAUAUAUGCAGUCCUGUGUGACUAAUUUGCAGAAACAAUUCUUCCGUCUUGAAUAGUUGAUUUUCACUGAUGAGGUGAUGAACAGUGUAUUGCAUGAUUACAUCCUUUAUGUUGGCUCUUGCAAGUCAGCAUUUUCAAUUUCUAGGUGUAUUGACAGAUACUGUGUUUUUGAGUUGGUGCUGUUAUGUGGGAUCUUGAAAUUAACAAUGGGCAGGCGGUGUGGUUUUGUUCUA